Messenger RNA from Ctenopharyngodon idella (grass carp), 6434 nucleotides. RefSeq names its product marker of proliferation Ki-67 (gene mki67). Gene Ontology annotation, cellular component: chromosome; nucleus. The record is from RefSeq and is a predicted model, not a curated record. Gene Ontology annotation, biological process: regulation of mitotic nuclear division; regulation of chromosome segregation. NCBI's taxonomy places the organism in Eukaryota, Metazoa, Chordata, Actinopteri, Cypriniformes, Xenocyprididae. The transcript has 16 exons. Bases 187 to 6030 code for a protein of 1947 amino acids. Gene Ontology annotation, molecular function: protein binding.
AACACGCGCUACCUGUGUCGACAGUGUUAAUAUUGGUGCUUGUAGUUUGUGCUAGUAACGGCAGGAGCGACAAGGACGAUAAUCCUAAUGUUGGAUUAAUCUGAUUUUAAUUAAAGCCAGGGCUUUACAUCGAUGGAAUAUACUUUGACGUUUUGAUUUACGGAACUUCAGGUAAGUUGUUUUAAAAUGCCUUUGCUGGGGAAGAUAGUGGUGAUCAAAAGAAAUGGAGGAGAUGGUACUGAAUUUCCCCUCACAGCAUCCUGUCUGUUCGGAAGGAAGGUGGAUUGUGACAUUCGUAUUCAGCUGCCACAGGUGUCUAAAGAGCACUGUAAAAUUGAGCUGAAUGAGAACAAGGAGCUCAUUUUGACCAAUUUGAGCUCUGUGAACCCCACACAUAUUAAUGGACAAGUUCUUAAUCAAUCUGAACGGUUAAAGCAUGGUGAUCUCAUCACAAUCAUUGAUCGUUCUUUCAGGUUUGAGUACCCACCUCCUAAGACACCGAAGAAGAGGCUGUCCACCGCUGGAAAAGACAAAACAGUUCAGCCUUUGCAAGACCAGCAGGAAAAAAGCACACCCAUUCACGCAGAGAAGAGGAAGUCAGAGCAUUCGUUUGACACUUGUUUAAAAGAUGGGUCAAAUUUACCACCAUCUGUGGAACAAUCUGUUGAGACUGAACCAGAAGAUGGCAAAAUUAAAAAGGACAGUAUGUCACCUUUUUGUGAGCUCUACCAAAUGGUCAAACAGGACCUUGCUGCUAAAUCACCAUGGAAAUCUGCGCUACCAAAAACACCUCUUGCAAGACCUCAGGUUGAUCACAAGGAAGCUCCCAUUGCAGAUGUUAAAAGUAGUCCUAAACCAGUCACAACUCCAUCUACCAAGAAGCGAAGAUCCUCGAAAUCCAGUUCUGAAGAUAUGACUGGACCAGCUAUUGCUCAGAGCUCAUUUAAUGCAAAUCAGGAAGAGAAACCUGCUGAUGAUAUGCUGUCUGUAGGGUCCAUCACCCCUUCAUUGACAGAGAAAAGUGUAACUCCUGUCUCCCAGAAGAGAACACCUUUGAAAACUCCUCCGAAGUUCAGUGCUGGUGAGGUUAAGCAAAUUCUCUUAGAGCCGCAGUCUGAGGAGAAAACACCUAAAUCCCCAAAAGGAAGGAGAAGUGGUGGAUCACAGGAUCAGAGCCUUGCUCUCCAAAUACCUUCGGGCCAGCCUCAGACUCCAGGCCCGAUAGGUAAAAACACUGAAGUGAAAAUGUCACCAAGAACAUCCCCAAGAUCAAAUGCUGGAAAAAGGUUUCAAAUCCAAGAUGUUCUGCAUGAGGUUAAGGCUACAACAUCAGCUUCUAAGAACAAAGAUGACACUUCAGUUACUGAGCUGUGCGACAGCAACAAAUCUUACACUGAAGUAACGGUUCUAAAAUCAAAGAGGAAGCGAGUGUCCUUUGGUGGACAGUUGAGCCCAGAGCUAUUUGACAAACGCCUGCCCCCCAAUUCUCCCCUCCGCCGUGGAGCAACCCCACGACGCAGUUUGGGACCUUCCCAGAAACCUCAAUCUCUCCUACGACGAGCAUCCACCAUUGGUCUUUUGGCUCUUCGACUUGAAGAAACUGUUCCACAUGUUCAAAAUAGUUCUCCAAAGAAAGCUUCACCCAAACGAGCAGCAUCUGCAGCGAAGACUCCAUCACCUUCCAAAAGGUCUCCGAGUACAAAGGCUAAAACUCCAUCACCAAAACAUCAAAAGUCACCAUCUGCUUCACCCAAGGUAUCUACACCAUCCCCUACUCCUGCCACACCCAAGACACCUGCAUCUGCUAGAAGAGCAUCAACUUCAGCAGUUGAGGCUGCGGGUGGCAUGUCUUUAACUGAGACACCUAGGGUGCAGGGGAGGUUUUCAGUCUCUCGUAUCAGUACUCCGUCACCUGUCCAGGACCAGGGGGAGAAGCCUGAAGUACAGUCGACUGUUGUAGAAGACAUGCCUCAGAAGUGUGUGACUCCAAAGAUACCCUUAAGGAGGAAGAGCAUGAAGUCUUCUGCGAGAAAAACUCCUAAGAGUGCAAUUAAAAGUGCACUUGAUGUAAUUCGUUCAAGACGCAGUGGAGCAUCACGGGCUAAUCUAAAAGUGUUGACCUCUUGGGCUGAUAUUGUAAAGUUUGGUCAGACCAAACCUCAAACAGAAGUUGCAACUAAGAAAAAACCUACAAAGAGCAACAUAGUCAAAAAAACUGCAGUGCCAAAACCCAAGACACCCGCACGGAGGCUGAAGGAUGAUAUCAGCACUGGGCAUGCAGCAUCUCCAGUCACCAUUGUUGUUGGCAAAGCCCAUAUGAGGACUAACCUGUCUUGUGGUGCUGCACCUAAAAUAGUCCCCAACAUAGCACUAUUCAAGAAGGACAUGAAAAUGGACGAGGACUUUACAGGUGUUGCAGACAUUUUCAAAACACCAGCCAACAGCAGGUCUAAGAAUAAGGUUCCCAUAAAUAAUGAAUGUCCAGAGAUGCCUUUGGAUGAGAUUUCAGUCAUGAAAACACCAGAAGAAUCAGGUGAAAUGGUUGUCUCUCCAUUGAGUGUGAUCUCCACUGCAAAAUGUGGACGGUACAACAAUGAAGCAGUAACACGACUUCUUUUGGACAACAAGGAUGGUAGUUUAUUGGAAGAUGAAGGUCUUUCUCAACUCACUGACAACUCAAAUGAGGCAAGUGGCCAUGACAUCAUUCCAGAUCAAGACAUGCGCCCCAAUGACCAAACAAUGGAAGAGGAGGCUGCCCCUGAAACUGUAGUCAAAACCCCAAAACAGAAAGCGGCACCAUCCUUGUGCCUCACUGGAGUAAAGCGACUCAUGAAGACACCCAAACAGAGGGCUGAACCAAUUGAGGACUUAAGAGGAAAGCUGCUCAAGACCCCCAAGGAAUAUAAACCUCCGCAGGAAGAAAGUCUGGAAGGCAUUAAGGAACUCCUAAAGACUCCCAAAUACCGGGGAGCUCCAGUAGAAGACAUGGUUGGAGUGAAAAGAGUGAUGCAGACCCCAAAAGUAAAAAGCAACCCCGUACUGUGUGCAGCUGGUCUUCAGAGGCUUAUGAAAACGCCCAAAGAAAAGUCUGAGCAACAUGAAGAACUCACUGAUGUGAAAGAACUGAUGCAAACACCGAAAUUAAAAGGAGAUCUGGAGGAGAAUCAGUUUGGGCUGAAAAGAUUGGUAAAGAUACCUAAACAGAAGAGGAAUCAAGUUGAAGAGGACCUAACUGGUGUUCAACAACUGAUGAAGACCCCUAAACACAAAGGAGAACCAGUUGAAGAUCAAAUGGGUAUACAAAGGCUGAUGCAGACUCCCAAAGAGAAGGUUAAACCUGUAGAAGACUUGCAGACCCCCAAGCAAAAAGAAGAACCUUUAAACAAUGGAGGAGCGAUGGCUGUCACUGGCUUUAAAGAACUUGAAGAACCAGAGAAUAACUCUACCCUGACAACAGAAAAUGUGACUGAGCCUACUGAGAUACAAGGGCCUGUUCUAGCAGUGGAAAGUGGUUCUGCAUUCAUUCCAGCUAAAGGUUUUGAUGAGGAAUGUGACAAAGAAAAUGUCUGUCCAGUUGAAACGAUGGAGAUUGAAGUGGAUUCUCAGUGCACCACUGAAGUCGUUGAUUCUGCUCGCAGUGAUGUAGAGACUGAUACUGUAAUCCCCCAGGAAAAACACCCUGACAAGAUUAAAGAGGAAUCUGUUUCAGCUGAAGCUAUUGAUAUCUGUUUUUCUGGGACAGAUGAGAAAUCCGAAGAGCAGUCUGAAGAAACUGUGUGUACCUCUGAUAAUAGCAACGCAACAGUUGAAACUACCCCAACUUCAUCCACUGCUGAGGAAAACGAGGGGGAGAUAAUCAAGGCUUCACUUCCCAACAAAAUUCAGCGGGGCGGUCGAGGAAAAGCGGCACAGAAAUCCAAAAAUGCUAAUAAUGACAAGGCUAAAGCCCCUGCUGUGUUAUCAGUAACUGAAGAGGAAAAUUUGAAUGGUUCACUUCCCUCUAGCCCACCCAGGGCAAGGAGAGGCAAGAAACUUCUCGAAGUUCCAGAAGUCGCUGCCAGCCCAGUCAGAAAAUCUGCCCGUGGAAGAAUUCCCAAGCACCGCUUUGUGGAUGAAGAGGCAAAGAACACUGAGGCUUCCCAAGUUUCUGUAGACUCCAUGAAAACUGAAAUACCAGAAUGCCCUCCUGUAGUUACCAAAACCAGGAGAGGAAGAAAAGCUAAACAAGAUGAUGAAGCUGCAAUUGAGCCCGUUGAUGAUAUAAAUGCUAGUGACCCACAGUGUCCUGAUGCACCUGCAAAUGAAGAGCUGGUCCAAGCCCCUGUUGUAAAAUCUGGGAGGAGAAAGAAAUUGGAUAAACCCGCUGUCCAUCCUUCAGAAGAACUUGAACAGAAAACACAUGAAAUUGUUUGUGAGGAAAACGCUGUUGCACCAGAAAGUGUCAAAUUGGUGACCUCACUAGUUACUGAGACUGUUUCUGCAACUAGAGCUAGGAGGGGAAGGACAGCAAAGAAGGAACACUUGAAAACUGAGCCAUCCCUUACUUUGGAAAGUGAAAUUACCAGCACUCAUGCUGCUGUAGAGGCUGAGAAGCCACUGACACCUGCAGCAAAGUCAGGGCGAGGAAGGAAGGCUAAAAAUGAAAUAGUCAGAGAACAACCCUUGGAUUAUGAUGAUGCCAUGGUGGUUUCUCAAACUGUGGCAGAGGUGAAUGUUGACCAUAAAGAUGAACCUGAAGCACCUGUGGUCAAGUCUGGCAGAGGGCGAAAGGCCAAACAGCAGAAACCACAGAUGGCUGAAGAGGUUGACCACCAACCAGCUGUAGAUGCCAGCACACAUGUACCUAUGACUGAGGAACACACUGAAACAGAGGUGAAAUCUGUGAGGAGUAGUAGGAAGACAAAGCAGUCAAAGACUGAGGAGAACGUUGUCAACCUUGUUGAACAAGCAGAGACUCCUGUUGUGAAAUCUGGUCGAAAAAGGGCUGUUACUGCGAAGGAAACGGCAGAAGUCGAGGCAGAAGUUUCUGUCAAAAGAGGUCGCCGUGCUGUUGCAGAACCUGCACCACCAGUUGCUGUGGUGUCCAGCCGUGGACGUAAAGCAGUUGCCAAGGUAGAGUCAGAGGUUACUAAGGAUGUAGCUUCAUCAGAAGAGCCAGCUAAACCUGUUAAACAUACCAGGCGAACACCAAAAGUACCUGAAUCAAAGAAAGAAGAAAAUCCUAUGGCACAGGCAGGUUCUGAAUUGGUUGCUGCUGAGAAUACAGCAAUUGUGGCACUGGAGAAGGUGGAAAGAGGAAGCCGUGGCAGAAAACCGAAGGAUUCAACUAAGUCCAUCCCUAACAACCCAAUCAAUGAAAUUUCUAAAGCUGAGGAAGCUAGUGAAAUUAAACCCUCAAAAAAUGUGGUUGUCUCUAAAAACACUGAAGAGUUUGAACCUUCUGCCAAUGUAGAAGAACAACAGCUGAAGAAACCCAAAAGGUUAGGCAAAAUACCAGCUGAGAUGUCCUCCACAUCAAAUCAGUCAACUGAUUUGCCACCCAGAGGCCGCAGAGGAGCCAAAAAAGAAGAGGAACAUCCUGUUGAAGAAGUUCAGAUAAAAAUCAAGCCAUUAAGGAGAGGAAAGGCAGUGGGCUCUGCUGCACCUAAAUCAGACCCCAGUGAUAGUAAGGCAUCAACUCCCCUCAAAAGGAAAAGGAAUGAUGUGUUGGAAGUAACUGACGAGUCGUCAACUAAGGAACCUUUGCCAAAGAAAAGAGGCAGAGUAGCCAUCAGCACUAAAGUUGCAACUGAGGUCUCCAGCAAAGAGAAAACACCUGAUGCUGAACCAGAAAAGGCAGAGGCUAAUCCCAAGAAGGCUGGUAAUAGAGCUGUAAGAGGACAGAAAAAGACAGCCCAGGAACCAGAUCCAGCACCUGCUCAGGAGUCCGUUUCAGGGACCACCACUCGAAAAGGAAGAAGUGUGAAAAAAGUAGAGGAAGUAGACAUCUCUACUGAGGCAGCUCCCGUCAGGCGAACCAGGAGGAAGUAAAGCACUGAUCUUAAAGAGUGGUCUUAAUCUUCAAAUCUGUGUAAUCUCUGGGAAAAAAAAGUUUUAGUUUUAUGUUUGUACUAUUUCAUUAUGAUAUUUUUCUAUAACAUUCUCAGUGUAAUUUUAGCUUUUUAUUUUUAGGUAAAACUGUUUGUGUACACUUAUCGAAUGUUUUAAUUCAACAAAGUUUAAAGGCCAGUUUCUACAUUUAAACUUCCCUCAAAAACAUUUAUCUUCUAUAUUCUCUUCAUGUUCUUUUAUUUUUAUUUUUUUUAGAAAUGUAUUAAAAGAAUAAAAUAAGUGAGGGUACAAAACCAGGCUUAAGCGGUCACAAUUUGUGUGUAAUGUGGCUUAGUGGUGUGACAUGCUUGAAAGUUUUCAUUAAAAAGAUGUUUGUAACCUCA